AUGGCACCAACAAGUUCAGAAUUUUUUAAUUCGAAACUUAAAGGACCAAUACUUCAAAUCAUAGAAGAUCUAGGACCAAGCCCUCUAGGAUCAAACCCUAUAAGGGCAAGCUCUCUAGAAUCAAACCCUGUGAUAUCAACUCCUCCAGUCUUGGUCCCUCCCAAAGCAGGCCCGAACUUGCUAUCAAAGCCUAAACUAAUUCGUGUCGCAUCACAACCAAUUCCCCUCAGAACUCUGAUCACUCUCCUCAACUACGAACGCGUAAAAUCGGAUUGGCGAUAUGAAAAUCUCAGUCUGUACCACAGCUCAGAAAUGCAAAGUAGAGGAAUCGAAGAGUCCGACACAGUGUAUACAGAGGGAGCGCGAUGUUUCUGCUACGACGACAGUCCUUACCCACCAGAUCAACAAAUAUGGCGACAAACCACCUGCAGAGUACAUCCUGAAGCACCUCCAGGAACACGACAGCUAAGUUCUGCGCAGCUUGAGCGCGCAUUUUAUGAGUCUCGGAGUGCAGAGUGGGGUCCUAUGUGUGAGUUGAUGUAUCAACUUUUCUUCAAAUUUUGUGGGAAAGAUCAACAACUGAAAAUUCAGAUCAGCGAUGAACAACCAGUUUUGGUGGAUGCCUCUAGAAUGUACGUAUUGCAUUUUGCUUCGAUACAUCCGAGACAUCGGAAUCUCAACGGGGAACAUCAAACGCCAGACGGUGUCUUUCACACACUGAUGUUAGGAAGUUGCGAAGGAAGCGUUCUGGUCUUCCCUCCACCGAUAAAGAAUAUGGAUCUAUCGAGUAACGGCGAGGAAAGUCAUAUCGAGUUCGAAGAUUGCUUUGUGGUUGAUAUGCUACAUAUGCGAUAUGGUAAGAAGGGAUUAUUUGAGGAGCCCUACUUUCUAGGCAGUGGUAGGCAGUGGGAAAGUUUUAUGUUAGCCAAUGUUUGUGCAAGUCUUAUAUAUUGUGGAGUAGAGCAACCCAGUUUGACAGAGAAUCGAGAAGAGUGUUCCGUGCAGAUGUGGGAUUGGUUUUAUGAACAUUCACUGAGAGCCUUUCAUAGAUGGAUAGCGAAUGACCAAAAUCCGAAUUUUCUAUGGUGCGACUAUUGUGGAAUCGGAGGUGCAAGAUUUGUUAGAUGUUGUGGAGAGGGAGAUGAAAUGAUCAGGUAUUGUAGUGAAGAGCACAGACAGAGAGGAUGGGCGUUACACCGGUUCACUUGUAAGAACAAAGCCGAGGAUAAGUAG
Molecule: messenger RNA, 1233 nt
Organism: Botrytis fragariae
Lineage: Eukaryota; Fungi; Ascomycota; Leotiomycetes; Helotiales; Sclerotiniaceae
Exons: 1
Coding region: 1-1233 (410 amino acids)
Source: RefSeq, a predicted model, not a curated record